AAAUCUCCUAAAUCUUUCUAGUUGCUCUCUCCUGAGCUGCUGCAGCGCCGCCGGCCGGCUGGACGGCCAACGGCUCAUCUUUCUUCAAGCUGCUGCAAGCACACAAGAAGAGGGUAAUCAGUUGUCUCCAUGGCCAAAAAUAAAAGAAAGCAUGCAACACUGCAUUCUUUUUUUGAGAAGAAAAGAAGAACUGAUGUUCCAGAACAAAUUAUUUUGGUUGAUGCCCCUCCCUUGGUAGAUGAAGAAGAACAAGUGGAUGAACAAGAACAAAUAGAAGAAACUCCAAUAUCAACAACACCACCUCAGGUUAUGAGAGGGAGGGGCAAUGAUGAUUCUGCUAUUUUGGUGGUAGAAAGAGAACCAGGUCUGCGGUGCCAAAUUUCAGAUUAUCCUCCUAACGAUCAAGAAAAAGCUCGAAUGGCAUAUAUAAAGCAUGGGGCAUAUCAUUUUAAAAUGGAUGAGUAUCCUCCCGAUGAGUCGGUGACCCAUCCACGCAAGUUUCAAUAUCAUUGGUUUAAGAGCUUCCCUUGGUUAGAAUAUUCACCGGAUAAAGAUGCAGUCUACUGUUUUCCAUGCUUUUUAUUUUGUAAGAAGCCACUUGGAAAGAAAGGAUCUGAUGUGUUUACAGUGAAAGGAUUCAAAAAAUGGAAGAGAGUUAAUGACGGAGAGAGAUGUGCAUUCUUAACUCACAUGGGAAAGGACAGUAAAUCUGCUCAUAAUUAUGCUGCAAAAUGUUAUGAUAAUCUGAAGAAUAAGCCAUGUCAUCUGGAACCAUUAGUGGUGAAGCAAACAGAUGGGGAUAUCAAAAGGAAUAGGCUGCGUCUUAGAGUAACCGUUGAUUCACUACGGUGGUUAGCAUUCCAAGCUUGCCCCUUCCGAGGACAUGAUGAAAGUCUUGAUUCGAAGAACCAAGGUAAUUUCCUUGAAAUGGUGAAACUGAUAGCUUCUUAUGAUGAGGAAAUUGGUGCUGUAGUGUUGGGUAAUGCUCCAGGCAAUGCGAAGUACACAUCGCCUACAAUUCAAAAAGAACUUCUAGGUAUCAUUGCUUCUAAGGUGCAAAGUGAAAUCCGUAAAGAAAUAGGAGAUGCCAAGUUCUGCUUGCUUGUUGACGAGUCAAGAGAUGAAUCCAAAAGAGAGCAAAUGGCAGUAGUUAUUCGUUUUGUUGAUAAACCUGGUUUCACUCGUGAGCGUUUUCUUGAUAUUGUUCAUGUUGCUGAUACAUCUUCGGCUACUCUAAAAGAAGAGAUAUCAUCUGUUUUGGUUCAACAUCAGUUAGAUGUGAACAAUAUUCGCGGUCAAGGGUACGAUGGUGCUAGUAACAUGCGUGGAGAGUGGAAUGGACUACAAGCAAAGUUCAUGGAGGAGUGUCCUUAUGCAUAUUAUAUCCAUUGUUUUGCUCAUCAGUUGCAGCUAGCUCUUGUUGCUGCAUCAAAAGAAGUAGCUGAUGUUCACAACUUUUUUGAUCAUCUUGCUCUUGUUAUCAAUACGGUUGUGUCUUCUAGUAAGAGACAUGAUGAGUUGCAAGCAAAUCAAGUUGCUGAAAUGGAGCAUUUGAUUGAGCUCGGUGAGCUUGAAACUGGAAGUGGGGCUAAUCAAGUCGGAACUUUACAACGGCCUUGUGAUACUAGGUGGAGUUCACACUAUGCUUCUGUUUGCAGCCUUGUGAAAUUGUACAAACCAACAUUUUUGGUACUUAAAAGCAUUGCAACUGCUAAAGGAUCUGGUACUUCACCUUCCGCACGAGCAAAGGCUUCUGGUGCUGUUAAGUUGAUGAUGUCUUUUGACUUCAUAUUUAUUCUGCAUGUCAUGAAAGAACUUAUGGGAAUCACGGACAUGCUAUGCAAAAAGUUGCAACAAAAGUCUCAAGAUAUUGUGAAUGCCAUGGAUGAUGUUAAGACUACCAAAAUGUUGAUCCAGGAGCUAAGAGAUAAUGGUUGGAACAAGCUUAAAGCUGACGUGCUUUCAUUCUGUACCAAACAUGGAGUUCAAACACCACAUUUCACAAGCACAAGAGCUGAAUUGUAG
Triticum dicoccoides is the source of this 2025-nucleotide messenger RNA. Its product is annotated as zinc finger MYM-type protein 1-like. The record is from RefSeq and is a predicted model, not a curated record. NCBI's taxonomy places the organism in Eukaryota, Viridiplantae, Streptophyta, Magnoliopsida, Poales, Poaceae. The transcript has 3 exons. Bases 130 to 2025 code for a protein of 631 amino acids.